Molecule: messenger RNA, 748 nt
Organism: Sphaerulina musiva SO2202
Lineage: Eukaryota; Fungi; Ascomycota; Dothideomycetes; Mycosphaerellales; Mycosphaerellaceae
Exons: 3
Coding region: 38-748 (236 amino acids)
Source: RefSeq, a predicted model, not a curated record
GCAAAGAGUUCCUAAACGAACAGACAAACAAUUAAAAAUGCAGUUGCCACUGCUACUCUUGGCGGCCAUGGCCAGCCUCGCCACCGCCGCUGGACCGCCUACCGCUGACAGCGCCACCACCGACCUGACCACUGCCGACACUGAAACUUCCGGCGAUGAUACCGGCACCAAUGUUGAUAACGGUGUUCCGGAUGACGCGGUAAUUCUCCAGGGCCCCGACAACGACGCAUUCUGUUUCUGUGCAAGCUUCGAAGACAUCACCGAUGAUAACGCAACCUACUAUGUCGAUAACGUGGACACCGCAGCCAUAUGCCUGGCCUCCGAUUCGAUCGUUGCGUACUACGAUGUGGGUGAUGGCAAGAUUGUCGCACACUGUCAAGAUAAGACAAUCUUCCAGGACGCUCAAAGCUUUGCAGAUGCCUGCGCCGAGGCCGAUCCAUUGGGACUUAAUAACGGAGCGGGAUGUUGCGGAGCAUCCCCUGAUCCAUGCAACAACUUUGCGGCGGACCCUGAAUACAUAGGGGCCGGCGUAGGCGGUGAUGGUGGCACUGAGGGUGGAGACCCUUCAGGGGGUAUGCAGGCUGGAGACGUCCAAGGGGGCGCCGAUACUGCAAUGGGUACAGAUGAUCAAGGGACCGAUGCGUCUGGACAGAUGAGUGCAGACGGUGCAGAGGAAGGGAACGAGGAGGGUAAGAAGGAAAAGAAGGGUAAGAAGUCGAAAAAGCCUCCGAAAUCGUUCAGAUUGUGA